Molecule: messenger RNA, 1438 nt
Organism: Vitis riparia (riverbank grape)
Lineage: Eukaryota; Viridiplantae; Streptophyta; Magnoliopsida; Vitales; Vitaceae
Product: WAT1-related protein At1g09380-like
Exons: 8
Coding region: 154-1224 (356 amino acids)
Cellular component (GO): plasma membrane
Molecular function (GO): transmembrane transporter activity
Source: RefSeq, a predicted model, not a curated record
AAUGUGGUUGCUUCAAACUCCUGAACUCAGCCAAUGCUUCCAAAAAAUCCCAGAUAACCAGAAAGCACCUUUAUUUUCCCUCUACCUUCCCAAGUGUUGCAACAAAUCUUACGGUUAAUUGAGCUGGCCUGCAACUAAAGAGAAAAAGAAAAUAUGGGUGGUGAUUAUCUGCCAUUUCUGGCCAUGUUUCUUGUCCAAAUGGGCUAUGCAGGAAUGAAUAUCUUUGUGAAGCUGGCCAUGGAUUCUGGGAUGAACCCCUUCAUCCUCGUCGCUUAUAGGCAAAUCUUUGCCACUGUGGCCAUGAUUCCUUUUGCUUAUUUUCUUGAGAGGAAAACAAGACCCAAGAUUACAAGAAUUGUUCUAUUCCAAGCCUUCUUGUCUUCCAUUUUCGGGGCAACCUUGAAUCAGAUCCUUUACUUCAUUGGGCUAAAACAUUCCAACCCGACACUAGGCUGCGCAUUUAACAACCUUCUCCCAGCCAUGACUUUCCUCCUUGCUGUCCCCUUCAGGCUUGAAACAGUGGGAAUUAAGACAAGGCCUGGACAGGCAAAGGUGCUGGGAACAGUAGUAUGUAUAGGAGGGGCCAUGAUACUGACAUUUUACAGAGGACACGCCAUCAAUAUCGGUGAAUCCGGCAUCCAUUGGAAGUAUGCAGAGCAGCUAAAAACUAGAGAUUCUCAGAGUGGGGCCAACUUCAUCUUGGGACCUUUUCUUCUGAUCACUAGCUGUAUUUCUUGGGCCAUAUGGUUCAUAAUUCAAGGAAGAAUGUGUGUGAAGUUUGCAGCUCCUUACACAAGUUCCACUCUGAUGUGCUUCAUGGCCAGCAUUGAGUGUGGAGUCAUUGGCUUGUUUGUUGACCACCAACCUUCAGCAUGGUCAUUAAAUGAUUCCAUCAGGCUUAUUGCAGCUCUUUACUCGGCAAUUGUGUGUACUGCACUAGCAUUUUGCCUCAUGUCCUGGACUAUACAAAGGAAAGGUCCUCUCUACGUGUCAGUCUUCAGCCCCUUGCUCCUUGUCAUUGUGGCCAUUCUCAGCUGGGCCCUUCUUCGCGACAAACUACACUUUGGAACUGUUGUAGGGUCUCUGUUUGUUGUUUUGGGGCUCUAUGCUGUUCUAUGGGGAAAGGGUAAGGAGGAGAACCAGAAGGGCAGCAGGGAAGAGGCAGGAGAGGGGAAGGAAGACUUGGAGUUGCAGAUAGAUGGGAAGCUUUACAUCAGAAGUUGAAUGAGGAUUCAGCUCCAAAAACUUAGAACUAAUUCUAUGUUAAAUGCUCUAAUCUCUAAUGUUUGUUGUUGGGUUGAAAUCCUGAAGUGAAUGAGAAAAGUAGCUUAUAAUUUGGGAACCAUAAAACAAUGAGCCUAUUACUCACUACAUGUCACCAAAAAGAAAAGAAAAAAAAAAUCCCAUUUAGAAAAUAAAAACUACCCUAUAUGAUGAA